Molecule: messenger RNA, 915 nt
Organism: Symbiodinium natans
Lineage: Eukaryota; Dinophyceae; Suessiales; Symbiodiniaceae
Source: the annotation of a GenBank genome assembly
AUGGUGGUCAUUCCGCCAGCGCCGCAUCCGCCGGACGUGGACUGGAACUGGAGACUGGGGAAAGUGGCCAAGGAGAGACAUGUGGAGAGAGGGGCCGGCCUGCGAGUGCCCCCGGAGAAGGGGCCCACUCCCGAUGGCAAGAUUUUGUCGUCCGACUUUCCGAAAUCGGAGAGCUGGGACGUUCCAGAAAGAGCCCGGGUCCCGCUUUUCCGAUCUCGCUGCUGCAUCCUUGGCCUGAUAUUAGUGGAAAUUCUCCGACUCUUGGCUGCAAAGGUUUUCCCGAGCCCUGGUGGCUUGGAGCUGACCGCCCAGAUCCUGACAUCGGCGGCAAACUGCCUGGUGUCCAUGGGUUCCCUUCCAGUGUUUGCUACCCACAGCUUGGGUGCCUGUGUGAAUCGGCGCUGUCUGGGCUCUCUCCUAACCCUGAUUCUGACCUCUGCAACGUGCACGUGGGGCGCCCUGGUCAUUGACAUCUUCCCAGGAGGGGGGUGGCAGCGCAUCUCACAGGCUCCGCUGCUGGAUGAGGGUGCUCCUAGCAUCCUUGGAUUCCUGGGAGUGUGGGAGUGUCUGCUGUUGGCGUCGCUGUCCUUGCAAACAGCCUUGUGCAUCUCCGCAUGGACGUUUUACCGCAUCUUCCGCGAGCUGGGGCUGUAUCCCCCAGGGCCACGGAAAGGCCGAAUCCAUUCCGAGGUAUCCGCGCUCGAGUUUGUUUGUGAAGCAGAGGACGUGGCUUUGCUCAGCGAUCAGUGCAAUGGCAACUGUCAGAGGGAGCCCAUUCCAUGGGAGGGGACUUGCCCGGAGGCCGUGUUUGCUAUGGCCGUGGCGGCCGAAGCGCCCAUGCCAGACCCUGUUCCACCCCGGGGCUUUUGCCGAUCCGGCUUGAACGAAGAUGAUGUCCGGUAUCCAUCCACUUAG